Cherax quadricarinatus is the source of this 1711-nucleotide messenger RNA. It is a transcript of the gene mRpS9, whose product is annotated as mitochondrial ribosomal protein S9. Gene Ontology annotation, biological process: translation. Lineage: Eukaryota; Metazoa; Arthropoda; Malacostraca; Decapoda; Parastacidae. Gene Ontology annotation, cellular component: mitochondrial small ribosomal subunit; ribosome. The record is from RefSeq and is a predicted model, not a curated record. Gene Ontology annotation, molecular function: RNA binding; structural constituent of ribosome.
CAAGGGGUCCACCGGAUCUAAUUGGAAAUUUUCAAGUUUCUAUUUCUAUUUAAAAAGGAACUUUUGUUCCAUUUCUUUCAGUGGCCGACCUCGGGAAAUACAUGUUGGUGGUGUGAGCGGGACGCCGAGCGAGAUACAACUUAAGCUGUCAGUGGCUCUUAUAAACCCAACACACAAGAAACAUUUGAUCAUGGCGUCUGUAUGUAUAGGAAAUCUUGUGCGUAAUUCUGCAAAAGUUUUCCGUAAUUCUUAUAUCACACAAGUUAGAACUCCAUACGGGUUACAGAUUAGGUGUUGGAAUAGUACUACACCUGAACCUUCAAGCAAGCCCUUAACCAGUGUUCCAGCAUCAGAUACCAUAAAACAUGAGGGAAGUGGUAACCAGCUUAUUAAAGUUAGCAAAGCUAUGAAGGCAUAUCAAGAGAAAGCACAGGCACUUGAUGCACUUAUGUUUGAAAAAACUACGGAGUAUGAAAUUGGUCGUCGUCAUCUUGCCAACAUGAUGGGAGAAGAUCCUGAAACUUUCACAGAUGAAGAUAUUGAUACAGCUAUUGAGUAUCUUUUUCCUUCUGGAUUAUUUGAACCACGUGCUCGUCCAUUGAUGAAGCACCCUACUGAGGUUUUUGCACGGAAAAAAGUAGCAGAAUUUGAUGAAACUGGACGUCCCUUCCAUGUAUUAUUUUACACAGGCUUGCCUAAUUACUACCAAGUUUUGCAUGAUUUAAGUGAGAAGGUACGAGAGUUGGAUAGUUUCUCUGACCGAAUGAUGCAAUACAACAUACAUAAAGAUCCAGAAAGAACAUUGAAUGUUGGGGGCACAGAAUGGGUUAAGAAAGAACAGCUGGAAGAUAUUCUUUUGGAAAAAUUGAAAGAUAAGCAAUAUGAAUUCUUCGUCAGAUCAAUGAAUCGUCUGUUAGAUCACCCAUUCUCCUACAGAGUUGAAGAAUUUAUUAUGAAGUUCAGGAAGCAUGUACAGAUAUCAGUCAUACAUAAAGAAAUACCAAAGCUCAUGUUUACUGCAGAAGGUACACCGUACAUGGCUGCAGUAGGUAGAAGAAAAACAAGUACAGCAAGUGUGACUGUAUAUGGAAGAGGCUCUGGAAAGAUAUCUAUCAAUGGUGAAGAUCUUCUUUACUUCAAAUAUAUUCAGGACCGAGAGCAAGUUCUGUUUCCACUUCAGUUUUCUGGACUUUUAGGCAAGGUUGAUGUUGUUGCUGAUGUUGAUGGAGGUGGAUUUUCUGGACAGUCUGGAGCUAUACGUUAUGCUAUAUCAAUGGCCGUGCGAUCUUUUGUUGAUGAACAGAUGAUGGAAAAAAUGAGACUAGCUGGACUUCUCACUCGUGACCCUAGGAGACAUGAAAGGAAAAAGCCAGGCUGGAAGGGCGCAAGGGCAAAAUAUACCUGGAAAAAGCGAUAGAGGUCCUGAAGAUAGUAAUAAUUAUGGCCUACAUGAUGCACAGUAACUGUUUAGGGAAAAAGCACAAACUUGUAGGGUUCAUUCAUAGUGCUUGGAGAAUGGGAAGCAGCAUGUUUCUAUUCAAGGAAUGGGAGAACCAGUCCAGUUCCUUGAGUCAAGAAACUCUCAAUAUUAUUAUAGAGUUAAGCACCAAACCCAAAAGGAUCAUUCGGUAUUGAAAGUUUCUCACCAGCUAGGUGAGAUUGAAAAAAAAAAUUGUAUGGUAAUAAACAUGUUGCUUAACAAGUGAAAAAA